Molecule: messenger RNA, 3562 nt
Organism: Ipomoea nil (Japanese morning glory)
Lineage: Eukaryota; Viridiplantae; Streptophyta; Magnoliopsida; Solanales; Convolvulaceae
Product: TMV resistance protein N-like
Exons: 6
Coding region: 1-3537 (1178 amino acids)
Biological process (GO): defense response; signal transduction
Molecular function (GO): ATP hydrolysis activity; ADP binding
Source: RefSeq, a predicted model, not a curated record
AUGGCUUCUUUUUCUUCUUCCGCUUCUACUACUCCUUGGAUGUAUGAUGUUUUCUUGAGUUUUAGUGGAGAGACACGAAAAUCUUUUACUGAUCAUCUCUAUGAAGAUUUAUGUAAGGCUGGAGUUAACACCUUUCAAGACAAUAAAGAAAUUCGAAAAGGUGAGAACAUCUCUGAUGAGCUAUUGAAAGCUAUCGAGGGGUCCAAGAUAUCCAUCAUCGUAUUUUCCAAAACUUAUGCCCAAUCUAGAUGGUGCCUUGAUGAACUGGUGAAGAUUCUAGAUUGUAAGAAAAAUUUUCAACAGAUGGUUAUACCUAUAUUCUACAACGUUGAUCCUUCAGAGGUUCGUAAACAAAUAGGCGAAUUUGGCAAGGCAUUGGCUCAACAUCGACAACGAUUUGAUGAUCAAAAAGUUUAUGAAUGGAAAGUUGCACUCACUACUGUUGCUGAUUUGUCCGGAUGGGAUUUGCAAACCAUGACAAACGGGUAUGAAUCAAAGUUCAUCAAAAAAAUUACUGAAGAGGUACUACGGGAAGUGAAUCGAACAAGCAUGAAUGUUGCAAAGUAUCCUAUUGGAAUUGAAUUUCGUGUUAGAGAUAUAUUUCAUUUAUUGCAAACUCAAAGAAAUGAUUGUGCCAAGAUGUUUGGAAUUUUUGGCAUGGGUGGCGUCGGAAAAACAACCCUUGCUAAAGCCAUUUACAACUUGAGUUUUCAAAAGUUUGAAGGUUGUUGCUUUAUUGCAAACAUUAGAUCACAAGUUUCUAAAGGGUACAAUGGAUUAGUUCGUUUACAAGAGAAACUUCUUCGCAAAACACUCAACAGAAAGAAACUAAAAAUAGAUAAUGUUGAUGAAGGAAUAAGUUUGAUUAAAGAAAGACUGCGAUCAAAAAGUGUUCUUAUUGUUCUUGAUGACAUAGACGAUACUAGUCAAUUAGAAUCAUUAGCAGGACAACGGAAUUGGUUUGGUUCAGGGAGCACAAUUAUCAUAACAACUAGAGAUGUUCAGUUGUUGAGUGACCUAGAAGCACAUGAGAAGUACAUGGUAGAAACGUUAAGCCCUGAUGAAUCCUUGCAACUCUUGAGUUGGCAUGCUUUUGGAGUUCCUAUACCAUUAGAGGAGUAUACUGAACUAUCUCAAAGGAUAGCAUGUUAUACUGCUGGACUUCCAUUAGCACUUACAAUUAUAGGUUCUCAUUUGCGUGAAAGAUCCGUGCAAGAGUGGAGUGAUAAUGCUGAGAAAUUAAGAAGAACGCCUCAUGAUAAAGUUCAAAAGAUUCUUAAAAUAAGCUAUGAUGCACUCGAUGAUGAUACUAAGAACAUCUUUCUCGAUAUUGCAUUUUUUUUCAUUGGGCAUAACAAAAACAACACUUCUAUAAUAUUGGAAGCUUGUGGUUUUUAUGCUGAAAUUGGAAUUAAAACUUUGAUAGAAAGAUGCUUGUUGACAAUAGAUGGAUGUGGAGAGUUCGAAAGGCUUCAAAUGCAUGAUUUAAUACGAGAUAUGGGAAGAGAAAUUGUUGAAAAGGAAUCUCCACGAGCGCCCGGCAAACAAAGUAGAUUGCUUGACCCAAAGGAUGUGUUUGAUGUUCUUCAUGGGAAUAAGGGCAGAAAAGCAAUUGAAGGGAUGAUUGUAAAUUCUAACAUGUUAAAGAAUGUGCCUUUGAAUACUCGAGUAUUCAAAAGAAUGGUAAAUUUACGAAUACUCAUAUUGGAUGGUAUAUGCCUCAACGGAUCUUUUAAAUAUUUAUCCAAUGAGCUUCGGUUGUUUAGAUUACACAAUUGCCAUUUGAGUUUCAUACCAUCUAAUUUUCGAUGUGAGAAACUUGUUGAGUUAGACAUGCAAGGUAGCAAUAUCAAAGAAUUCCAAUGCAAUAUGCAGCAUUUUAGAUGCUUGAGGAUCUUAAACCUUAAUCAUUGUGAACAACUUAAGAAAACACCAAAUUUCACUGGGGCACAUACUCUUCAAAAAGUAUCCUUUGAUAGGUGUUUAAAUUUGGCCAUGAUACACCCAUCAAUUGGAAGUUUGGAGAGACUUGUUGAGUUAGAUUUCUUUUAUUGCAAGAAACUUAAGGUUCUUCCAAGUAGCAUUUGCAAUUUAAAAUCACUUGAAGUUUUAAAUUUAAAUUAUUGCGAAAAACUAAGGGAGCUUCCAAUUGACUUGGGAAAAUUAAAGCAACUAAGAAAUUUAUUUGCUUGUAGUACUGCCAUCUCACAUAUACCAUUUUCUUUGGGAUGUUUAAGAAAUCUAAGAGAACUGCGUCUAGGGGACUACAUGAGUUCUGUACUGUCAAGAAGAAGUCAUGAAGGUGUUGGAUUUUUUCCACCUUCACUUGCAAAUUUGUGCUCCUUGGUAGUUAUUGAGAAUUUGACUUCAUUGGUAUCUAUAGAUUUAUCAGGAAGAAGUUAUCUUCAAAGCUUACCCUUCCGCCUUUGUCAUCUUUCAAACUUGGAAUUUCUCAACUUGAAAGAUUUGCAAAAUCUUAGAGUACUUGUAGAACUUCCUCCUACUUUGAUGAAACUCCAAGCAACAAAUUGUGUCUCAUUGGAAAAAAUAGCAGUUGUAUCAAACUUGAAGAAACUUGAAGUGUUGCGUCUUGAAAACUGUGAAAGUUUGGUUGAGCUUCCAAACAUGGAGAGUCUUCCAUCCUUAAUAGAGCUUGACAUAAGGAAUUGCAAUGCUUUGACUAUUCGUGACAACUAUUUGCAUGAAGAUGAUCUUCCAAUUGCUCUUUGGAGUUUGUCCUUAUUGAAAGAAAUAGAUUUAAUGGGAAGAUAUUAUCUUCAAAGUUUACCAUUAAGCCUUUGCCAUCAGUAUUCCAAUUUGAAGCAUCUCUUCUUGGACAAUUGGCAGAAUCUUAGAUCACUUCCACAACUUCCUCCUAAUUUGGAGUCACUCUCGGCAAUGAAUUGUGUCUGUUUAGAAAAGAUAGCAGAUCUAUCCAACUUGAAAAGACUCAUAAGGCUAAAUAUUCUGAACUGCAAAAGAUUGGUUAAGCUUUCAGGCUUGGAGAGUCUUGAAUCCUUAGUUUCUCUUGGGAUAGCAAAUUGCAGUCGUUUGAGGAUUCCUCCAAUUGAAAAGUGGUUCAAGGCACGUUCUAAAGGUGAUAGUGUCGAGAUUCUGGUUCAAAUGUGGACGGGAACCUGCUGUUUUCCUUUAACGAAAGCACACUUAGAUAUAAUCAUGCACAAUGUGGUUGAUCCCAGUGAAAUUGAUUAUGGUUGUAAUGGAAUUAGUUUUAGUGUGAGAAGUAAAAGCAGUGGUGCUUGGAUUCUAAGGGAGCACAGUCUGCAAAAAAAUAGUUCUUAUGAGGUUCCAACAAUGAAGGGAGAAGUACUGAAGGUGUAUGUAGAAGACCAUCAUUUUCAGAAGAGAUUUUGUGUAGCUGAAAUACAUAGAAACAGAGAAGGGGAAGUGCGUUUUUUUCCAUCCACAAGGGGAUGGAUUCCUUGUGUCAUGACCCUGGAAGAUGGACAGAGGAAGAGGAAAAGGAAGGUGCAGAUAGGUAGAGAAGGCAGAACUAUCCGGCAGAGGCGAUUAUAACCAGAACGGACGUCCCCGUUUCAGU